CUUCAUCGAUUGGCGUACAUAAAAUUAUCGCCAUCGUCUUGUUUCCCUCCAUUUAAGGACGCAUCGAUCGAGCACUGCUUCCACAGCACCAGAGAUCCUGACAGUGACAACCCUCCACAGCACCAGAGAUGAAGAGAAGCAGCACUCGUGUUGCUCAGCUUGCUGCUCUAACCAUCCUGCUGUCGUGGAUCGCCGUCUCCUCUGUCGCAUCAUCGGAGUCGGAGGCCCCCUUACAAGUCGGUUACUACAGCCGCACUUGCCCACGAGCAGAGGAUCUCGUCCGCAACGUUGUCCGCGCCGCCAUCCGCCGUGACCCCGGCAAUGGACCAGGCCUCGUGCGCCUCUUCUUCCACGAUUGCUUCGUCAGGGGGUGUGACGCGUCGGUGCUGCUGGAUGCGGCACCCGGCAGCAACGCCAGCACGGUGGAGAAGGCGUCGCAGGCCAACAACCCCAGCCUCCGCGGGUUCAGCGUCAUCAACCGCGCGAAGCGCGUGCUGGAGCGCCGGUGCCGGAGGACCGUAUCCUGCGCCGACAUCGUCGCCUUCGCCGCCCGCGACGCCUGCGGCAUCCUGGGCGGGAUCGACUUCGCCAUGCCGGCGGGGAGACGCGACGGCCGUGUCUCCAAUGCGUCCGAGGUGCUCAACAACCUUCCGGGGCCAUUCACCAACGUCCAGCUGCUCGUCGCCUCCUUCGCCGCCAAGAACCUCACCGCCGACGACAUGGUCAUCCUCUCCGGCGCCCACUCCUUCGGCCGCUCCCACUGCUCCGCUUUCUCCUUCCGGCUCUACCCUCAGAUCGCCGAGGACAUGAACGCCACCUACGGCAGGUACCUCAGGACGCGGUGCCCCGCGGCGACGGGGCGACGCGACCGGGUGGUGGACCUGGACCAGAGGACGGAGCUCCUGCUCGACAACCAGUACUACAAGAACGUGCAGACGCGCGAGGUGCUCUUCACGUCGGACGUCACCCUGCUCAGCCAGAACGAUACGGCGGCGCUAGUCGACCUCUACGCGCGCAACCGGACGCUCUGGGCCUCGCGGUUCGCGUCCGCCAUGGUGAAGAUGGGCCACCUCGACGUGCUCACCGGCACCCAAGGAGAGAUAAGGAAAUUUUGCAACAGAGUGAACUAGUAGCUGUGCUAGUUCAACUGGUUAGACAAGUGGAUGGAUUUUCUCGCUCUCCUUAGCUUAGUUACAUAUUGUCUAAUAUUUUUCGUUCUUUUGAUUUUCUAAAAGAUUCAUUGUAUUCGUUUGAGAAAGUAAAUUUGUACACUGUUGUGUUGGAUAAGUUUACUUCGAUUUGCACGCAA
Molecule: messenger RNA, 1309 nt
Organism: Zea mays
Lineage: Eukaryota; Viridiplantae; Streptophyta; Magnoliopsida; Poales; Poaceae
Product: peroxidase 5
Exons: 2
Coding region: 129-1130 (333 amino acids)
Biological process (GO): hydrogen peroxide catabolic process; response to oxidative stress
Molecular function (GO): peroxidase activity; heme binding
Source: RefSeq, a predicted model, not a curated record